Ambispora leptoticha is the source of this 307-nucleotide messenger RNA. The record is from the annotation of a GenBank genome assembly. NCBI's taxonomy places the organism in Eukaryota, Fungi, Glomeromycota, Glomeromycetes, Archaeosporales, Ambisporaceae.
AUGAAGGCGCGUCGUCGUAUUCAAGACGAGGAUGAUGAUCAGGAAGAAAUAUACAAGGAUGAUAGGGUGCACGAAGAAAAAAAUGAUGAUGAAUCAAAAGUCGACAAUAUAGCCCCACUUCCACCUCGUAAAACAUAUGAUUUAAUAUCUCCACCAAAAGCAUCUUCUAUCAUAUCAGCAUCUUCUUCAAGUAUCACAGCGCCUGGCCGUGAUUAUAAGAGUUUUUUUGGUGCAGCAACAAAAAGUAAAACUAUCGUCGCGAAUAAACGAAGAACUGCACCAAAAAUAGAUGAUACUGAAAGGUUAG